AUGGAUAGAGAAGAAUCAGACCUUGGAAGUGUUGCCUCAGACGCAAUAGAAAAUGAAAGGCCUCCCCAAAAUCUACAAGACACAAGAGAAGAUAAAUCACUAGUUCAACAGACUAAUUCGAAGGCCACUGCCGAUUAUAAUGAUCCCGAACAGCGCCCGCCUAUUUUCAAGUCUACCGUCCACGAGAUCUUAAGUUGCGCGUGUUUGACAUUUGCUCCUUGCGCGGCGUCUAUGUCUUCAGCAGCUUACCAGACCAGCUUAACCGCGACCUCCGAACACUUCAGUAUUUCAGGAGGAAAGCUGACAUGGUGCGUCUCGGGGGUCAUGUUGGCGAAUGGUAGCUGCUUACUUUUGAUGGGAAAUAUUGCAGAUGCCUUUGGUCGCAAAAAAGCGUUGUUAUUCGGUUACAUUUCGUUUGCAAUUUUCGCUCUGAUCGGAGGCUUCAUGAAUAACUUUAUUUUGCUCUGUGUCUUCAGAGCAUUACAAGGUGCAGCAGUUGCUUGUGGAACACCGGCAGCUGCAGGAUUUCUUGGUGCGUCGUACAAGGAUUCACGGCGGAAAAACUUGGUUUUAAGUUGUUUCAGUAUUGGAGCACCCAUAGGAGGUGCAUCAGGAUAUUUCAUUGCAGGAGUUUGUGUUUCUCUUUUGAACUGGCGCUCAGUUCAUUAUUUUCUUGCAAUACUCUACUGUAUAACUAGUGUGGGAGUGUUCUUGUUCUUGCCUAAUGACAAGAUAAUCGAUUGGAAGCAUGCUAAGAAGAUCUUCAGGGGUCUGGAUUACGUAGGUGCUUUCAUGUCUUUAUCAGGAUUCACUUUGAUUUGUUUCUCAUUGACACAGGUGGAUGCGACUGAACGAAGAUGGCGAACUCCCUAUAUCAUCGCCCUGUUAGUUGUUGGACUUGUCCUCGUGGUAGGAUUUGGUUUCUACGAGACGUAUGUGCCAAAGAAUCCACUUAUUCCGAUGAAGAUGUUCAGGAGCAAGAAUUUUGUUUUGUGCAUUUGCAUUGCAAGUCUGAGUUGGAUGAUAUUCUUUGGCCUUUUCAACUAUAACGCUGUUCUAUAUUUUGAACAGAUACGAAAGUACUCGGUCAUUAUCACAGCUUGCUGUUUCCUUCCACAGCCAAUAGCUGGCUCUUUAGUCAGUUUGUUUGCUGGCUUCACCAUGCAUAUCAUUCCAGGAAAAUAUUUGGUUACAAUAGGAUGUGGUGGUUUCAUUGUUUCCAGUAUUAUUUGGGCUACUAACAGUAUUCAUAGGAAUUAUUUUCUGGGGCCUUUUUGGUCAUUUUGUGUCACAGUGUUGGGCGUGGAUUUUGUGUACAAUGUUGCAAACCGCUGCUCCCUAUCCUCAGUUGAGCGCACACUACAAAGCCAAGCAGCCGGUACUUUUAAUACUGUGAUCCAAUUGAGCUCUUCCGUGGGGUUGGGAAUUUCCACCACUAUUUUGGCUUCCAAGGAUCCGUACUAUGGGCAAGCCAGCCAGGCUGAGCACCUUGAAGAACUUUUCAAUGGAAUGAAAUACUGCUACUACGUGGGGAUUGCCUUUUCAGGCUUGGCGUUUAUUUUGAGUUUAUUCCUCAAUAUCGGAGUUGUGGGAAGUGUCAAACGAUAA
Messenger RNA from Ogataea haglerorum, 1608 nucleotides. RefSeq lists its product as uncharacterized. The record is from RefSeq and is a predicted model, not a curated record. Gene Ontology annotation, biological process: transmembrane transport. Gene Ontology annotation, molecular function: transmembrane transporter activity. Gene Ontology annotation, cellular component: membrane. The coding region runs from base 1 to 1608 and encodes 535 amino acids. The transcript has a single exon. NCBI's taxonomy places the organism in Eukaryota, Fungi, Ascomycota, Pichiomycetes, Pichiales, Pichiaceae.